Molecule: messenger RNA, 3098 nt
Organism: Chenopodium quinoa (quinoa)
Lineage: Eukaryota; Viridiplantae; Streptophyta; Magnoliopsida; Caryophyllales; Amaranthaceae
Product: exocyst complex component EXO70E2-like
Exons: 1
Coding region: 992-2872 (626 amino acids)
Biological process (GO): exocytosis
Cellular component (GO): exocyst
Molecular function (GO): phosphatidylinositol-4,5-bisphosphate binding
Source: RefSeq, a predicted model, not a curated record
AUACUUAAUAGACCGGAUUAAUUAGUGCGGGAUUUCACGUCACUAACUCGAUAGUACUAAUUUUAUAAAGUUUUGUGGGGGAAGAGUGGAGGGUCCCGGUUGCAAAGGUAUGAGGCCCUAAGUUUGACUCCAUAUCAAUUUUUAUCAUUGUUUGAAAAGUCAAGCUAGGUUGGUUCCUACAUCUUUUUUUUUUUUUUUUUUUUUUUUUUUUUUUUUUUUUUUUUUUGGAAAAAGUUAUCCAGGAAAUUGCACAGAAAUUAAUUCCAUCAACAAACAUUUUUCCAAAAAUUCACAACAAAGUAAACCUUCUUAAAACACUUAAACCCUCUUAAUUUCUUACUUAUAUAAAUAUACUUGUAUACUCUAUUUUUCACCAAAUUUUUUUGCUACAAUUUUAGACUGCAGCCUUCAAAUUCCCACGUUUUUAAGUCAAUUUGAUGGGCUGUAUUCCUCCUCCAUUAAUUAUUAUUGUCAUUUAAUUAUUAUUCAGACAAAUUCUAAGCACAAUUUAUAACAAUAUUUAAUUUUGUUAUUGUCUUUUUCUGCUUUUCUAAUUUGGGUAUUUUCGUCAGUUUGUGUUGGGUUGAUUAUUCAACUUCAAUCAGCUCAUAAAUUUUUGUUUCUGGGUUUUUCUGGGUUUUUUUAAAUUAGUUGUUGAGAGUUUCUUAAUUUUCAUUUUUAAUUUCAGGAUCCAAGUUGGGUUGUACUAAACCAGUUUCUCUCUCAUAUAAAUGCUAAACAUGUCUUCUUGUUUGUUAAUAAUCUGCUAAUUUGGUUUUUUGACCAAAUUUUUUUUGAUAUCAGAUUAUUUUCCACAGUUUCCAGCAAGCAGAAUCAGAGGUACUUUGUAAAUUUUUGCUUAAUUUUUUGCAAUUUUUUUUCUUCCUAUUUUUAGAAAAGUCAAAUACCCAUAAAUUUUUGUGUUUGCAAAAAUUUUGUUGUUGUGUAAUUUGUCAAGAACCCUAGAAUUAGUUGAUUGAUUGAUAAUAGUAUGAUGGGUAUGAGGGAUGUAAAUGUUAAUAUGAUUCCCACAAACCCUAUGAGACAAGAGAGUUUGAUAGCAGCUCAUAAUCUUUUAAGGGAAUUAGAGGCUAAUGAUAGUCUAACUGAUGAUAUGAAAAAGAUUUUAGCUGAUCUUGACUCGAAAUUGUCUGCUAUGGAGUUGAAAUAUGAUGGCAGUAAUAGUAGUGAAUCGGUUCCGAUUUUGAGGGAAAGAGAGUUGAAUGAUGCAAAGGAGAAGUUGAAAUCUGCCCAUGAUAAGAUCAUGGGUUGGGAUUCGAACCUCGAUAUGAUUUGGGAAUCCGGCCCUGAUAAGGCCGCGGAGUACAUAGAGGCUGUUGAGGAUGUCUUGUGUUUGGUGGAGUUGUUUAGGAGUUUGUGGAUGAAGGGAGAUGAUGAUCAUGAAAUCUCUCAAGCUGAGGAUGUUUUGCAAGUUGCUAUGCAAAGAUUGGAAGAGGAGUUGGUGCAUGUUCUUGGUCACCAAAGGCAAUCCUAUGUUCCGCGUGAGGUAGAGGGUGAUGAGCCGGAAGGUUCUGGUGAACAAGAAGAUGUUAAUUUUGAUUUGAUCGACCCUGAAGCAAUUCCAUUUCUAAAGUCGAUCAAAAAAGUUAUGUUUGAUGCAAAGUAUGAUCAGGAUUUUUGUGCAGCAUAUGUAAAGACUCAAAAGGAAGCUUUGGAAGACUGCUUGAUUGGCCUUGGAAUGGAGACAGUUAGCAUAGACGAGUUGGUCAGGAUGGAUUGGAACAUUAUGGCUUCCAAGAUCAAGACCUGGGUUCUAGUGAUUAGAACCGCGGUGCAAGUCUACUUUUCAGCUGAGAAGCGGCUGUGUGAUGAGAUCCUUGGGAAGUCUGAGCCUUUUGUAUCACUUUGCUUGACCAACAUCACAAAGUCUGCCAUGACUUGCCUUUUCAAUUUUGGACAUGCCAUGGCCCUCGGACCCCAUACACCAGAGAAACUCUUCUAUAUUCUUGACAUGUACGAGGUCUUAGUAGAAAUUCAGGGGAAGAUCAAUGAAUUCUUCUCUGAAGAGGGUGGCUCAUAUGUGAAGACUGAGUUUGAAGAAGUUAAGAGCAGACUUGGAGAUUCUGCUCGGGCAACAUUCUUGGGAUUUGGUGAAGUAAUUCUUUCUGAUCCUACACUAGACCCUUUCCCUGGAGGAGGAGUUCAUCCACUUUCUAGCUAUGUUAUGAAUUACAUCAUCGUCUACCUUCCCGACUACUGCAAAACUCUCAACACCCUCCUUCAUGAAAAGGAUGAAGAUGCAAAUAAUGUCACCACGAAUCAAGUCUUACCUGAGAAAAGCUUGCUAGCUUCUAAUCUUCGAUCAAUUGUCGCCAAAUUGAAGUUCAACCUUGAGAAGAAGUCCCACCUGUACAGGGAUGCUGCCUUGCAGCAUAUAUUUCUGAUGAACAAUACGCACUACAUUCAGCAGAAAGUCAUAAAUUCCGAGCAACAGAAGUUAUUUGGGGAUGAUUGGAUCAGAACUCAGAUAGUGAGCUAUCAACAGCAUGCUACUAGCUAUGUGAGGAGUACUUGGAGUUCAGUUGUGGCCUCGCUUAGGGAUGAUGGAAUUCCAUCAGGGUCAGGUUCAGGAGUUAAGUUGGUCCUCAAGGAAAAGAUCCGGGUUUUCAGUGUUGCAUUCGAGGACGUGUAUAGGAGCCAGACAGGAUGGUGUAUUCGAGAUGAGCAGCUUAGGGAAGAAUUGAGGAUUUCCAUCUCUCAGAAAGUGAUUUUGGCAUAUCAGAGCUUCAUCGGAAGGCAUAAAAAGUACGAUAUUGAGAAGUAUGUCAAGUAUGAUUCUGAUGACUUGGAGAAUUUGCUCAGAGAUUUCUUUGAAGGGUCUCAAAAAUCUUUGAACUCCCGCAGAAGAUGAGUUCGAUAAAGAAAAAGGAGAUAAUUUGAGAAGUAAAGGAGUUGUAGACAUUAUUUGUUUCAUUGAUUGUAGCUGUGCUCUCAGCCUCUCAGUUUUCUUUUCGUAAGGAGUGAGAUGGCUGCUAUUGUAUGUCCUUUUUUGAUCCUGUAUUGGCCUAAAUAAUAUACUUGUAAUUUUAAUGCAUAGAUUUUGAAUGGAAAGCUGUGUCCUGCCACAAUUUUCUGAA